Pyricularia grisea is the source of this 1716-nucleotide messenger RNA. RefSeq lists its product as uncharacterized. The record is from RefSeq and is a predicted model, not a curated record. The coding region runs from base 1 to 1716 and encodes 571 amino acids. The transcript is spliced from 3 exons. Lineage: Eukaryota; Fungi; Ascomycota; Sordariomycetes; Magnaporthales; Pyriculariaceae.
AUGUCACACAAGAUGGCCGAGAACAUGAUCCACGCGAUCCUCUUCGCGCUCGACCUCGGGUUGGGAGCGAUGCAUAUUGCCGAGUUCACCAUGGGCCACGACAAGCACCCAGAGGCGGACCACGACCACGCCGCGGUGAGGGUGUACGCCGGCCUCAACACGGACGACCUGGUGGACGCCGGCGGGACGGGUCCUGACGUGCGCCUGUGGAACGAGCGCGGCGUCUUCAGGGGCGCCAGGUGCGCCGAGAGACCCUGGGGCGGUGAGGAACGCGUGAACUUCCUCAAAUCGGGCGACUGGGACGACAUCAAGGUCGGCUUGUACGAGGCCGAGGGGCAGCCGACGUACGCCCUGUUAUCGGGCAACGAAGAUGCCGUCUGCAUUGCCUACGUCACAAUGACGAGGCCGGACGGCGGCAAGGGCAGCGUCUUGACCGGCAAUUGGGCCCGCGCCUGCGACACGAGGCAGCAUAACGUGUCCAACUACCAAACGUACCCGGAUAACCCGACGGAGAUUCCAUGGUACUACUCCAACGUUGUCAUAGACGACAACAAGGAUCCCCUGAUGUGCAUGUGGCUCGGUCAGGGUGGCGAUGUCUCGACCACCGGGGUAUCGAUGCACUUCCAAGACUUUGCGGCUUCGACGCCGCACAAGGGUGAGGAAGGCAUCCAAUUUUACUGCGAGGGAAACCCUUCCCUCAAAUUCUACACGGAAAAUCGCGCCCAGAAGGCGUUCAUCUGGAAACCAGAGCCAUACACUCCGGAGCCCGUACCCACGCCCGAGUACCCCUUUGACGACGUGGCCUUCAACAACGCAUCUCGGGCGUACUGGGAGGCGGCGCAGAGUGGGCAAAACAUCACCUACCAGCCGCCACCGCGACCACCGCGACCACCGCCGCCGCCGCCGCAAGAGCCGCAAGAGCCUGGGCAGUUCGAGGAGGAUGGAGGAGAAGAUGAAACAGCCGUCGAGAGGAGGAGUCCCACUGCCACCUCCUUAUCCGCCAGAGUACGCAGCCUCCGGCGCUGGCUGACGGGCCGCCAGGAGCAUGGUAAUGGCGGGCACGAGGAGCACGGCCACGGGCCGCCGCCAAAGUCGCCACCGAAUCCGCAACCCGUGCCGCCCAAGAUGCGGCGGCCGUCGUUCAUGACCAAGCGGGCCGAAAAGUGCGAGUGGACCGGCUUCGAGGGGAGUUACUCACCCGACAAGGGCUUCCCCCAACCCUUCGGAACCUCCAGGCCUUGGCGUGCGUGGCCGGGAGAGCGCCCGAUAGACAGGUGGGAGAGAGCUGGACGUCCAUUCCGGCGCUCUCUGGCGUCGUCGGACACGCGCAUCGUCUUCUCCAACAACACGGCCCAGACGGCCACGGCGCUGUGUAUGGGCGGCUCCAAGGGCCCCAAGUUUGUGUCGUGGACCGAGGGCAAGUACUGCAACCCGAGGACCAACGAGGUGCUCCCGCUUUGCGACGGCGGCGGUGUCACAGAGGACUGCUUCGACACGGACCUCUUGGAGCUGAGGGUGCGGAGGAGCCUGGCCAAGCGAGAGCUCCUGAGCGAUGGUCACAUGGAGGACGACGACAUGGACCACCACCUGCUGCUGCAGUGGUUCCAGCCGGGCGAGGAGGCGACCACGCUGCUGAGGCCCAAUAGGGAGAAGAGGGAUGACGUGGCCGAACGUAAACGUGCCAGGGUACUGGAGAAGAGAAGAGAAAAGAUUUAG